GUGUGUGGAGCGUCCGUGAAUGGAUGGACACGCGUUUUGAAGAUGAGAAGCACGGGGAGACUCUCGGAUGAAGGGACGGAUGGAUGGAGAUCGUGACGACCUUCGACCUCACCGUCCCGCAGCCUUGAGCCUGUGUCACGUGACGCCCCCGUCCUCAGCCUCCUCGCCUCGGAGGCCAUGCAGUGCCGCAGUCAGUGAGUGACGGGCAGCGCGAGCCAAUGAGCUUCACGCCGGUCCCGGCCCUCGUCCCAGACCGGGACAAACUCCCGCUCAAAAAGAGGGACCAAAGGCCGGGCUCGCCAUCGCAGCAUCAGCAUCAUCAGCAUCAUCAGUGUGACGCUGCUACAUUCAAGGCGCCCUACCCGUACCGGAGCCCCAGUGAGAGUAAGACGAAGCACACGGGCCCUUUCCAGCCGGUACCGAGGCGGGUUCCCGCGCUGCACCAGCCCUGGACCCAGACUCACCCGUCCGCCGGGUCCAGACCUCACGACCUCUCUGCAUUCAGGGAUCACCAUCACCAUCACUGGGCCGAGUGGAGACCGCUCAACCCCCCCCUGCACCCCGGGUGGGCCUUCCCUGCGCCCUACCAGCACCACGGCCACCUGUCCGGCACCGCCGCGCUCCUCCACCCGGGCCGCCCGCACAUCCCCUCCAGAUUCGUCCCCGUCUCCCUGGUCGCCGAGGGCGUCGUCCAGAGGUUGCGCGGAGGGCGCGGCUGGGAGCGCCUCAAGGCGUCGAGGGACGACGGUUCGGACCCGGAGAGGCGGAGCGACGGAGGGAACAAGUGGCCGAACGUGAGGAGGAGAGACAGAAGGGCGGAGCACUUCGCCAGGGUCGAGAAGGCGAGUCCUCCGUCACCCGAGGACCUCGCGCUGCACCGUGAAGCGGCCGCCGUCGAGCGCCCCGCUCCCGGACGUUCCUCCGUGAGAGUUCCUUCUGCUUUUCCGUCUUUUGAGCGGGCUUCUUCUUCUUCUUCUUCCUCCUCGAACCGUUUCCCCUGGCUGCUGCCUCACUUUGUGGCGGGCUCCCUGAUCGAGCUCAGGGACGGGCGGCUGAGGAGGGUGGAGCACCUGCAGACGGAGGACUUCCUGCUGGGAUCGCUGGCGUGUCCGGACCUGCGCCUGAGCUGCUGCACGGUGCAGAGCAUCACCCCUUCAGCCCCCUCCUCCUCCUCCUCCUCCUCCUGCCCUGUCUCGCGCCUCCUCAUCCUGCUCCACGACCAGCAGUCCCAGGAGCUGGUGGACGUCUACGUGGAGUACCCGUUCUUCGUGCGAGGGUCCGGCUGGUCCUCCUGCAGGCCCCAGAGGACCGCCCGCCUCUGUGGCCUGCGUUGCCGCCAGCUCAGCGUGGGCGACGUCUGCCUGGCGCUCACCCCCGUCUCCGCCUCCCGGCCUCCAUCGCCAGCCACCCGGGAGCCCCCCCAAAAAAACUCGCCCAGCGAGUCAGCAGGAGGGUUCGAGUCCCCGAAGGCAUCGCCAGCCGGGGGGGCGAAGAAGGGGGCGGGGCCAGCGGUCCGCAGGAGGCACUGUUCCGCCCCUGAGUUGAGGGGUCCCGGGACUCGCUGCGUGUCGUGAACAGGAAGCUGUGCUCAGCCUGUUUCUGCCGUCUUUCUACCUCCUGAAUCAUUUUCAUGUGCUUGACUGUGUAUUUUUUCUUCUUCUUCCAAUCGUACAUAAGGAGUAAAAAGCUAAAGAGGAAUGAUAAGAUAAACUCUCAGGAUUCUGACAUAAGGGUAAACUUAUAUUAGCACAUCUGUCAGGAUGAGUCAGGGAUCACACGCUGAGAGUCUGAGUCAACAUUACAAUUUCUGCUUUUUGGGAUAUUUUGUUUUGUUUUUGGGAAGCUGUUUCUAGUGACAGUGGAUGUGAGGAAGCUCUCGGAGGUUAAAAUGAUUUUAUUUGGGGUUCAAAGUGUUCGUCUCCGCCCACGCGCUCCUUGGAGAAGCACAGACGAAGAAAACUCCCUCAGGUCCUCCACCGCUCGUCACCUCGUCUAAACUUCUCUCCCUCAGAUUACGCAGGACUUCUUUUCUGAUCAUUCACGAAGGAACGACUGCAUUUUAAUUCCUGUGAGUUUCCACAUCGACAAUCAACACCACCCCGAUUGCAUCACCGGGAGUGCGUUUUCCUUCUUUUUUUUACGCUUCUACCUCUAUUUUCUAUUUAAAGUGACGGCUCAUCUGUUAAUCUGUCGUGAUACGCAGCGUCUCCGUGAAUGUGGAUGCCUCUGUUUGCUUGUUACAGUCCAUAUAGCCGCUUUGCUCCUUUUUCCAAAUGGCUGACUCAUCGUUAUCGCCAUAAGCCACUCUUAACCCUCCUGUUACCUUUCGGGUCAAUUUGACCCCAUUCAAUGUUUAAUGUCGGUGUUCUUUCGGGUCAAUUUGACCCCAGGCUGUUUUUCACUGUGCCAAACAUAUAAGAAAUAUCAACUUUUUUAUAUAUUUAAAGGGCUAUUUAGGUCGUCAACAAACAAACAAAGUACCUCACACUUAAACUUGGAAAACAAUAUUAAUUCUAAUAAUUUUCUGGAGGUUUUAAUUGCUGGGGUCAAAUUGACCCCGAGGGUAAAAUAUGUCAGAAAAUAUAAAGGUAACAGGAGGGUUAAACAUUGAAUGGGGUCAAAUUGACCCUAAGGUAACAGGAGGGUUAAGAAAAGCCCAGAUGUGUGUGUGUGGUGUCACAUGUCGGCCCUGCGGUGCGAUUUCCAUCGCACUCUUUUAAAAAGAAGAAAAAAACGAUUAAAAUUGUACAAAAGAUGAAAUGCAAACCAUGUGGGCUCAGCCGUGAUGUCACAACGAGGGCGCCGUGACCUCGCAAAAAAACCUGUUAUUUCUCUCUCACUGCUCCAAUAAAAUACAUUGUCGAGUUUC
Molecule: messenger RNA, 2869 nt
Organism: Pseudoliparis swirei
Lineage: Eukaryota; Metazoa; Chordata; Actinopteri; Perciformes; Liparidae
Exons: 3
Coding region: 219-1574 (451 amino acids)
Biological process (GO): negative regulation of transcription by RNA polymerase II; nervous system development
Cellular component (GO): nucleus
Molecular function (GO): RNA binding; protein binding
Source: RefSeq, a predicted model, not a curated record